ACUCCGGACUACGUAUAUUGUUCAGAAUUUGGCGCGAGGUAGUUACAUGCUUGAAGGGUGUACGCGGCGCAGUUUGAUUUGAACACAGCGGUCUUCUGAACCCCACUGUGCUGAGGACGGUGUCUCGUAUACACUGGAUUAUGCACACUGUCUUCAAACUAAGGCGCUGAAAAGUCCCUACAUAAUGUCAGUGGCAGUGGAAACCACAGUGUCCAGGGUGCCUCUCCCUGUUCCAGCCCACUUCGCCCAUGCAGAGCAGUCCUUCUCCCUCAAAAAGCGUCGUCUCCCUUUUUCCUCAUCGUCUAUGUCCAACUCAUCCUGCUCUUCUCCUGCCUGGCUCUCACAUUCUUUGCCCCCCUUGCCACCAUCAAAGGGAUGUCCUUUGAGCAGGAUGUUCCCGCAGCAUUCAUCCCCCUGGACACCCCUGUCUUGUUCGCUUAGUAAGUCUUUGCCUCCAAAUUCUGUAUAUGACCGCAGCAAACAGCAGUCAUAUUUCAGUCAGUGCUUCACUAAUUUGGGCCUGCUGGGAAGAGGAUCCUUUGGAGAGGUCUACAAGGUGCAAAGCAAUGAGGAUGGGCACCAGUAUGCAGUGAAGCGCUCUGCUCAACGCUUCAGGGGUAACGGCGAGAGGAACCGGAGUCUGAGGGAAGCCCGGAACCAUGAGCGCCUGUGUCCUCACCCUCACAUCCUGAAUUUUGUGGCAGCCUGGGAGGAGUGGGGCCGACUGUACAUUCAGACAGAGCUGUGUAGCACCAGCUUGCUGCUCCAUGCAGAGAGCAAAGCUCCUGGCCCAGAUGAGCCUGCAGCAUGGGCCUAUCUCUGCGACCUCCUGUCAGCAUUGCAGCACUUGCACUCUCAUGGCUUUGUUCAUCUGGACCUCAAGCCUGCCAAUGUCCUUAUCACUGACUCUGGCCGUCUCAAACUGGGUGACUUUGGGCUGCUAUUUGAGCUCAAUCAGAAGAAUACAGCACCAGUGGAGGGGAAAGUGAAAGAAGAUGCUCAGGAGGGCGAUCCCAGAUACAUGGCCCCUGAGCUGCUCCGUGGGGAGUAUGGCCCUGCUGCAGAUGUUUUCAGUUUGGGUGUUUCUAUCCUGGAGCUUGCUUGUAAUAUUGAGGUUCCAAAUGGUGGCGAAGGCUGGCAACAGCUCAGACAAGGCUGUCUUCCUUCAGAAUUUACUCGUGGUUUGUCAACCGAGCUGCAGACAGUCCUGCGGAUGAUGCUGGCUCCAGAUCCCUCUGAGAGGCCAACAGUCUCUGAACUUCUUGUCCUCCCUUCUGUUAGGAAACACAGAUGGAAAAGGCGCAUCUAUCUAAUGAUCACCGAGACAGUAUUAACACUGGCCUCCCUUUGCCAUUUGGUGGUGUGCUUCGGGUGUAGGCUCCUGUCCUCCCUCAACUUGUCCUUUCUUCCUCGUCACACCAAGCCAGUGCCCUGCACUCCUCCACGGGACAGCUGGGAGCAGGAUUUAACUCUGCCCCUCAGUGCCAUGCAUGCUGAUUUGGGGAGCCCAGAGGAUGAUGCCGUGUUUUCGCUGGGUCCGACAGACCCAGAGCUUUCUCCCACCUUCUCACACAGGGUCAAAUCUCGAUUGUCUGUGGAAAGCACAUCCACUCCUCUCCCAGGUUCACCACAACACAAUCAUCGAAGUCCUGCCCACACACCUACUCACUCGCAACAGAGUGACUGGUCCUCCUGUAACUUGGCUCAGACCCCCUCCAGCAUCCACUCAAAUGGUUCUUGCCACACACUGACCCCCAGUGCCAGCCCCAUACAUGCAGAGCACCAUACAAAUAGCAUCAACUCCCUUCAGAGGCGACAUCCUUCAUCCACCAAGUCCUCACAGCGGCGUAAUUACAACUGGGUCCUUACAGAGGAGGUUUUACCCCGACCUAACCUUGAACCCAAGAACCUGCUGAGCUUGUUUGAGGAAACAACCCUAGAGGAACUGCCAUAAGUGUAAGACUGCCACUUCACAUUCAGGGACACCGUUUUUCAGUUCAAGUGUCAGAGAAUGAAUGAAUGUACCCAGUUUACUCUUGGAUUGUAUAGCUGUUUUUUUCGUUCUGCCAUUUUGUAAGAGUCCUAUAAAAGCUUCUGGUAGUGAUUAUUUAAAAAGAUGAAUUUGGGGCAAAUUAAUGAAUAUGUAAUCAGACUGUAAAGCACUUUUUAUGUUUGUAAAUAUCUGUUAUUGUUUAUUGUUGCAUAAGAUGCCAUUAGUCUUGUGUACUCUUGAGUCAUGUACCUUAAGAGUUACAAAAGAAUAAAAUUAGGGAACCUGAGA
Monopterus albus (swamp eel) is the source of this 2281-nucleotide messenger RNA. It is a transcript of the gene pkmyt1, whose product is annotated as protein kinase, membrane associated tyrosine/threonine 1. The transcript has 8 exons. NCBI's taxonomy places the organism in Eukaryota, Metazoa, Chordata, Actinopteri, Synbranchiformes, Synbranchidae. Gene Ontology annotation, biological process: meiotic cell cycle; negative regulation of G2/MI transition of meiotic cell cycle; protein phosphorylation. Gene Ontology annotation, molecular function: ATP binding; protein kinase activity. Bases 185 to 1954 code for a protein of 589 amino acids. Gene Ontology annotation, cellular component: cytoplasm; nucleus. The record is from RefSeq and is a predicted model, not a curated record.